Funneliformis caledonium is the source of this 264-nucleotide messenger RNA. The record is from the annotation of a GenBank genome assembly. NCBI's taxonomy places the organism in Eukaryota, Fungi, Glomeromycota, Glomeromycetes, Glomerales, Glomeraceae.
AUGCUCACGCUUCUUACAGCUGAAUUAGAAAAUGCUGUUAAUCAAUUAUUUGAUGAUAUUCAAGCAAUUGAAGAAAGUGCAACAGAUUGGAUUAUAUUUUAUCGUCAAAAAUGGAUUAUCGAAUCACUUAAUAAAUGUAUGUCAAAAAUUGCUAAUGAAGUUUGGAUAACAUCACCUAAUAAUACAAAUGUUACAGAAGCAGCUCAUGCAUUAUGCAAUUGUCGUGGAAGGGAUCUCAAGUUAUUAACCGCUAUCUUACAUUGA